Molecule: messenger RNA, 6708 nt
Organism: Morone saxatilis (striped sea-bass)
Lineage: Eukaryota; Metazoa; Chordata; Actinopteri; Moronidae
Product: amyloid-beta A4 precursor protein-binding family B member 2-like
Exons: 18
Coding region: 329-2983 (884 amino acids)
Biological process (GO): regulation of DNA-templated transcription
Cellular component (GO): nucleus; cytoplasm
Molecular function (GO): transcription factor binding; amyloid-beta binding
Source: RefSeq, a predicted model, not a curated record
CGUCCCCCGGUUCCCCCUGUCGGAGAACAGCGGCAUCUGGGAGGGAGGAGAAAAGGAACAAGCCUCGAGAAAACGUAGGGGAGGAGAGCAAAAAAAAGACAGGGGCGCAGCGAGGAGGACGUGAACACACUGGGAAAGGAGGACGCUGCUGCUUCAGUGAAGUCCUCGUGAUUGGAUGAAGAAAGAACCACUCACUACCAGUAUGGACGCGAUCCAUCCUGGAGUCUCCCACAAUCCUUAGUUCUCUGUGGUGUUCAGAUUUGCAGCUGAGUCUACUGAACCCUGAACCGUGACUGACCUCCUGUCAGUCGAACUAUCUUGUGCCACAAUGAUGUCAGUCGAUGUGACCAAUCAUAACGGCCCUGCUGCCACGCCUCCCACCUCACUCAGCCUUCGCUCCUCACACAACCAGCUACUCAGCAGUGAUGUCAUCAAACAGGGCUCUGCCACGCCUCCCAAGUGUCGCAAAAAGUAUGCACUUACCAGUAUCCAGGCUGCCAUGGGCCUCGGAGAAGCAGUGCCAUCUUCAUCAUCACCAUUAUCAUCCCCAUCACAGCCUACAACCCCCAACAAUCCCAAACUAGCCAAGAACGGAGUCAACCAGCUCCGUAAAGCCGGUCAGGAUCACAACAGAAACACAACCGGCCCUGACCCGACAGACCCCGAGUGUAAUACAGAAACUGCAGCAGAUGACCUCAAUGUCAACACGGCUGAGGAGCACGACAGUCACACACUCACCAAUAACGACCGAGAUGAUGAUGAUGAUGAUGAUGUCACUAAGCUAGAUGUUGAAUUGCACCCAGACACUAACGGUGAUCCCGAGCCCGAACAGAAAACUGAAUCAGAUAUAGACUGUAACAUCAACACGACUGUGGAGCUCAAACUGAACGGCAACACAACAGAUCUGGGCUUUGAUUUGAACAUUGAGUCAGAGGAGAACGAUGAUAUCAGCAUUCUGUCUGAGAAGGAAAUGAUGUCAAAGAUGAAGACUGAGGAAGAUGAAGAUGAGGUGGCAGUAGAGGAGCAGGAGGACGACGAGGAGAGUAAGCCUUUACUUGUCAUAAAGAACGAGUCUCCCGUGAAGAACCACAAAGUUACUUCAGGCCUGGAACUCAUCUCUGACCUUCACUCCAACCUCAAGCUCCUCAAGGCAGGCAAGGACUCUCCAGUGCCUCCUCCUCCCUCCCCACCCAGGCAAGCAAGCCCAGAGGACACACCCCUGCUCUCUGUGGCCUCCUGCUCCUCCUCUUCCUCCUCCUCUCCAGAGACGAAGAAGGACAGAAGGACUGGCGCAAAGACAGACUGCGCUUUGAACCGCAUCCAGAAUCUGAACCCGAGUGACGAAGAGUUGAGUUGGACCACACUGUCCCAGGAGAGCAACUCCCCAGAGGAGACAGAUAUCUGGAGUGAGCAGUCAUUCCAGACAGAUCCUGACCUGCCUCCAGGAUGGAAGAAGAUCACCGACAUGGCCGGUAUCUACUACUGGCACAUUCCUACAGGCACCACCCAGUGGGAGAGGCCUGCCACCCGCCCAGCACCUCCUGGACAGACAGAGUCCCCGGCUCUGGGCGACCACCUGGGCGACCACACAGCCUCCACACCACGUAAACACUCCCUGGGCUCCCUCAGCCCCUCACCCACUCCUGACCAUGAGUCGUGCCAGGCAGAGAUCUUCUUCAGGGCGUCAACUCGUUCGGGCAGCACCACCUCUGACAGCUCAGUGGAGCCGCUCUCCACUCACGAGCCCACCAUCACCACAUGUGGAUUCGUCAACAGCUGCUACUUUCCUCGUUCCACAUCUCUACAGGGGGUGCCUGAUCAAGAGUGUCGCACUCAGCAUCACGAAGAUGAGGACAAGAAACAGGUGUGGAGUGAUUUUGGCGGAAAGAUUGAUAGUGAAGUGUGGAAGGACCUGCAGGCUGCCACAGUGAACCCUGAUCCCAGUCUGAAGGAGUUUGAGGGUGCUACGCUUCGCUACGCGUCACUCAAGCUAAGGAACCGUCCAGCAGCGGAAGAAGAGGAGUCCAGCAGUGUUAACAGCGACCCAGAAGCAAAAUGUUUUGCAGUGCGCUCUCUGGGAUGGGUGGAGAUGGCUGAGGAGGACUUGGCUCCUGGGAAGAGCAGUGUUGCUGUUAACAACUGCAUCCGACAGCUGUCCUACUGCAAGAAUGACAUCCGUGACACCGUCGGCAUCUGGGGAGAGGGGAAGGACAUGUACCUAGUGCUGGAGAAUAAUAUGUUGAACCUGGUUGACCCCAUGGACCGCAGUGUGCUUCACUCUCAGCCAAUCACAAGUAUCCGAGUGUGGGGCGUUGGCCGGGACAAUGGCAGGGACUUUGCAUAUGUGGCGCGGGAUAAAAACACCAGGAUCCUGAAAUGUCAUGUGUUCCGCUGUGACACGCCAGCCAAAGCCAUCGCCACCAGCCUGCAUGAGAUCUGCUCCCGGAUAAUGACAGAGCGAAAGAAUGCCAAAGCGAUGGCAGGAGGUUCUCUCCAGGACAGGAUGCAGGCAGGACUAGAUCUCCCUUUACAAGCAGAGUUCCCCACACCAAAGACGGAGCUGGUUCAGAAGUUCCAGGUGCUUUACCUUGGGAUGCUGCCUGUGGCCAGACCACUAGGCAUGGACAUACUGAAUGGAGCUAUAGAGAGUUUAAUCAGUUCUUCCAACAGAGAGGACUGGACUCCGGUAGCCCUGAAUGUGGCAGAUGCUACUGUCACCAUCAGCAAAGACAAGGACGAAGAAGAAGUGCUGGUGGAGUGUCGGGUUCGCUUCCUGUCAUUCAUGGGUGUUGGCCGUGACGUGCACACGUUUGCCUUUGUCAUGGACGCUGGCGGCCAUCGUUUUGACUGUCACGUCUUCUGGUGUGAGCCCAACGCUGGAAAUGUGUCGGAGGCUGUACAGGCAGCUUGUAUGCUGCGGUAUCAGAAGUGUCUGGUGGCUCGACCCCCUCCCAGAAGCCUGUGGCUCGUCGCCCCCUGGUGACUCGGUGUCCCGCCGGGCUCGACCAGCGUGAAGAGAGGUGUCUUGUCUCUCAUCGACACCCUCAAACAGAAGAGACCCGUCACUGAGUUGCCACAGUAACCACGGUUAAGCGCUACCCAGCUCCCUGCCACAGCCCCCAGUCACCAUGGUAACUAGUCGCAUCGCUGCCAAAACCCAUCGCCACCACAGACCCCAGUAACCAUGGAAACACAGCAAAACCCCAGGGUUUGGGAAACCCUGUCACAGUUCCUUCGCUUUUCUGGAGUAAAAUUAAAAUUUCACCUCAUGAGUUUUAUUAGCUCUCGAGCAGCAACUCAAAUCUGUUUCCUCAAAAUAACUGAGACGAAAAAAGACUCACGUCAAGAAGGAACAACCACAGAGAAACGCCUGGAGUGAUCAUCGUAAAAGGUGAUAGUGUACAUAGAAGUAACUCUCAUCCCCCUCAGCACAGAGAAGGAGUGAGGAGAAGAGAGCCAAUAUUGAAGAAGUAGGAAGUGCUCCUUCAAAGCACAGCACGUGUGAUGAACGAGUUCAAGGCUGCCCAAACUGCUUAUCUCUCCAUGCUCUAAUUGUAUUUGUGUCUGUGCCUGUGCUGCCAGCAUGACCUUGUACACCUGGCCACACCCCCUCGUCAUUCAUCUGGUUGUCCUGUUAGUCUGUAGUGCCCCCCCCCGUCCCUCUUUCUCAUUAUCCUCAGUAGACUGUAAGGUGAAGUAAAUGGAUGGAAGGAAUCAUGAAAGCCAUCGUGUCUGAUUUUCAAAUCAGGAUGUAAUGAAUGAAAGAAGGAAGCUGCUACAGACUAAAGAGAUUUGGCCGUCGGUCUAACCCGUUUAACUGAUCCUGCAUGAACUUUUUAUAUAAAAGUGAACCAUUCUAGACGAUAUCAAUACACUGCUGCUGCUUUCAGAGACUGAAGGGGUGAGAAAUCCGAAGCCAUGUUGUUUUUUUUUCUUAUUAUUAUUUCUUUCUUUCUUUCUUUCUCAUCAACUGUGCAAGAAUCAGCCUGGAGGGUCUAAACGAGUGGUGACCUUUCACCCGAAACAUCCUUCAUAUACUUCCUGUUUACUUCUCUAGUCUUUUGUUAUCCCUUUGGAAAAUGACAGAUGAUAGCCAUAACGGAGGAGGAGAAGCAGGGACGGACAGAGUGUUAACCCUCUCUCCUCUGCUCUCUGGUAAACAGUACUAGACUGCUGCUCCAAACACAGGAGACAUCAGCAUGCUGCUGCUCUUUGAUACACAUGCUGGAAGGAAUUACGGCAGAUCCUUUAAAUCCCACCUCAGUAUCAGUCCUCAGAGACGUCAUGUCCACACAAGACAAGAAGACUGGAGAAGCUGUACCUGGGUAUGGUGGCGAUGAUUUUGCCCACAGCUGAGAUUUGAACUGUGAGGAGGUCAGGAAGAGAGAGACAGGUUUCACCUCCGGCCUCGGCUGUUUUUCCAGAGGAAAGCCAACAUACAUGUCAAAUUAACAGGACCUGGGCUGCUAUCUGUCUGUCUCCAGGGUUCUGUUCACUUGAAUGCGCCUUCUCUGUUUUGUCAUCGCCUCCUUCCUUGUACGACUUGUUUUCAUUAGUGCCACAAGAUCACUUUUGUUUUUCUUCUUUUGGUCUUUUUUUUUUAGUUUUUCCUCACAUAAAUCUCAAUUCAACACUGCUAGCUCCUUAUUGUCACGUAUCUGACAAGCUUGGAUGUAGGGUAAUAACUAAUUAAGUCCUUUAUUGCAACUAAAACCCACCAACACAUCCCCCCCUACCCUCACAGUUCUGUUGGAUGUGGGGCACCAGAUUAAUACUGAACCUCUCUAAUUGAUCGUUAGCUAUACCUCUCCCCUGCACAGCGAUUGUCUAAUCACAGUUUAGGAACUUUAUGUAGGCAUGGUCACCCUGUGGAGCUUUUGGAUUGCCAUAAGCAAUAACACAAGCAAAAGUGUAGGGAAUUAAUUAAACUAUGUGUUUUUCUCCUCUAACAUCAGCUGCUAUUGUGGCAAAUCAGGCAAACUAGCUUAACUAUAUUAUAAGGUUUGCAGGUUACAUUAAGAGUGUUUCUCCCUGUAAGGUGGUCCCUGGUGCUCACAUAUGAGAAUUAAGGAUAAUGUUAGCAGUUCUGUCUCUGUUCUUUAUUGAAUUUGGGGCAGUUUACACUCCAGCAACCUCAGCUAAAUUGGUUCAUCCUCUUCCUAAAAGCCUAAAAAUAAAGCAUAAAUAUAACUUAUGUCUUGGUUGUCCAAGUCUACCAAGGCAGCCAAACAGGGUUAUGUUAGAAUGAAAUUACAGCCUGAUACAAUAUUUCUUUAUUCUACAUACUUACUAAUACCAGGACAAAGUAGCUCUACUCUGCAAUACAAAAACACACUUUCUUUAUGUAUAUGUAUUCUACAUGGAUUAUGAAUUGGUGAACUUUUUGCUGGAACAUCUAGCUUUAGCCUCAGUCUUUUAAGAUGAUAUUUUGUAUGUAGUCAUCAACUGCACAUCCCGUUUUACAAGUAUCUAUUUUGAAAAUGGACAUUAAAAAGUCUGCCAGAGACAGAAAACAACUCCUGGAACAAUCGUUCGUUAAUUACCUAGCCAGCAGCAGCUGAAAAAACCUGCUUGUGAAAGUUGUUAUUUCAUCGCCACAAUUGCCAGUUAGAAAGAGAAGCUGCUUUUGUUUACUUCUGCAUGAAAUCAAAGAAGUUUCUGUUGUGAAUCUGCCAAUCUGUUAUUGUAAACUGCAUUUAUGGCAUUAACUAUGACAGUAACUAAAGGGGGCGGGGCUUAACGAACACUCAAACUGUUAAAAACCGUUAGUCGGUGCAUCCCGCUUAUCGUCUUCAUGUCUUGCGUUUGAACUCCAGUUAACAUGCACAGGUCGAAGGAACUAGGAGCGUAAUUGAGAUUGUGAUGAGAAAAUUCAGCCACAUCACCUUCUUUUGUCACGAGGAUGUUGAAAUGUGAAUGAGAUGACAAAAUAUGUGUGUACAUAAUAUCCAUUCAAUGUAACGUUUGGCAUUAAUCGUUGUUAUAAGCUAUCUUUUCAUUUUGAAUGUCUGUAGUUUUCUAUUAUUUUCUUGUAAUGAAAUGCCUUUUUUGAGAACUCACCAAAUGGCCAAAGUGUAAAUUACUGAUAUACAUUGUUGUAGAUAAGAAAAAUACGAGAGCAAAUAAUGAAAAAGAGAGGAGAGGUGAUUGGAAAUUUUCACAGUUGUCAAUUAAGUUGAUGCUGAAUUUAACUGAGCAAUUAUCUAUGCAUUCUUUUGAUCUCGAGAAAUGGAAAGUCGUAAAAAGCCUUGCAUGCCCUUGGAUGGUUGAAAGAACGACUGUAUGUACUGAACAGAAAUAUUUUUUAUUUUAUUUAUUCUAUUUUAUAAAGGUAUAUACUGAUUUUAUUAGUUGGGGCAAGUAAAGUCUCUUGACUCUCGGUGUCAUUGUCUCAGUCCCUCGUAAACUCACAAAGGCUACAACGAGCUCCGCUUUGCAGAAACAGGCAGAUAAAGGAUUAUAUCUUCACUUUGUACAGUGCACUGAGAGCUGGGAGUCCACUGGUGGCCCGAAACACAGGAGUGAAGAAGAAGAGGAAGAGGAGGAGAAAAAAGAUCACGGUGGUAACAGUGGUGGACUCCCAGUGUCUCUGUCAAGCUCACACACAUUUCCCACGGAUGGAUGUGUUGGCUUCCGUUUGCUGCUCACUGAUUUGUACACUUUAUCAAUGUAACCAAUUGUGAGAAUAAACAGCAUUAUAAAAUAGAA